This is a messenger RNA of Helicoverpa armigera (cotton bollworm), 2742 nucleotides long. Its product is annotated as charged multivesicular body protein 7. The record is from RefSeq and is a predicted model, not a curated record. Bases 143 to 1969 code for a protein of 608 amino acids. Gene Ontology annotation, cellular component: cytoplasmic side of plasma membrane; multivesicular body; ESCRT III complex. Lineage: Eukaryota; Metazoa; Arthropoda; Insecta; Lepidoptera; Noctuidae. Gene Ontology annotation, biological process: late endosome to vacuole transport via multivesicular body sorting pathway; vesicle budding from membrane. The transcript is spliced from 11 exons.
UGGCAUCCCUGCUGAUCAAACGUCAAAAUUUUUCGCACGCCAUUGUGUGCGGAAGUCACCCAUUUUUUUAAAUCACAAAAAUCACAGUUUUUCAACAACAAAAAUCAAAGUAUAACCGUCAAAAUAGAUUUGUUAAACAAUAAUGGGUCUACCAGGUUGUGGAAUACCGGAGGCUGACCUCCCGCAGUGCUGGUCUGACGACGUCCGUAUGAACGCUUUAUUCGCUCCGUUUCGUAUUAAAGCUGCGAACCCUGAAUCUUGGGAUAUGAAGAUGAAAUUCUGGUCGGAUAUGCUGCGGCAGUGGUGCAGGAGUAGGAAGGACCCUAUAGUGUCGGCUGCGGAUGCUAAGACAGCAUUUAAUCGAAAAGGGCGAACCCCAGCAUGCUUGGACAUAGUCGUCGAAGAAUUGUAUCGCAACGGCGACCUCUGCCCGCUAUCAAAAUACCAGCAGAUUCUCCACAACGGCCCCGAGGGCUGGGUGAAGUGGGGUGCCCGGCUGGCGUUCAGGCCGGCAGCCUUCGCGCUGACAGCGGUGGCGUCGCUCAUGCCGGCGCGACAGACUGUGGACAACGACGGCCUGCCCAGAGCCAGCAUCGAGGCUACGCAGCGGUUUGUGCUGGAGAGCGCUGUUAAAGAGCAAGCAACAGAAUUCCUUCAAAAAUAUCCCCCCGGAGUAGAACGCAUGGGUACCAUCGAAGAGCUGAUGAGGAACACAGACUGGGCACACGGCAGGGAGACGUUUGAGCUGAUACUCGGGUACCUGGUCGCUCAGGGAGCCGCUGUUAAGAAGGGGGAUGUCGUUAAAUUGGCGGAACCCGACAAGAAAGUAUCCCCAGUGACAGAAACAGACGAGGCUCUGGUCAAGCUGAUGUGCGCAGAGACGCGGCUGGAGGGCGAAGCCCUGCGUCUCGCGCGGGACGCGGCGGCCGCGCACGCUGACGCUAAGGCCGCGCUUACUGUCGGGAAUAAGUUGGCUGCCAAGAACCACCUCCGCCGCAAACACAAGACAGCACAACGUCUAGAGCGCUGUAACGCGGCGCUAGAGAACGUGCAACAGUUGCUGCAGCAGAUGCGAGACGUGCACGUUAACGCCGCCAUUGUGCAUACUUACAGAUCCAGUUCAGAUGCAAUGAAGAAAAAUUUGAAAGAAAAUGGUAUGGAGGAAGACGCUGUCCAUGAUACCAUGGAUGAUUUGAAAGAGGUAAUGGAGCAAUAUGGUGAAGUAGAAAAAGCACUGGGCACCAAUAUAGAAGACUUUGAUGCAGCGGAGCUGGAGGAGGAGUUGCAAGAACUUCUGGCCGGCCCCGGGGGAACUGGUGGUACUCCUGGCAAAGAGGAGAGGAAAGAAGCCGCCAAGCUACCCGUGACCCCGUCUCCAGCCCCCGGACGUAAGAUAUCAGAGCGCGAGUUCGUGUUCGACGGCGAGGCUCGCAUGCUGGCCGAACUAGAACUGCUGGAUGAUGACGACAGGCAGGCUGAUGAUGCACCAGCACAAAAAUCAAAACCAGUAGCGAUCGCGGAAGCAGUCCCAACUCCAGCCGUUACAAAGCCGAAACCUUCUCAGCCCUGGUACCCGGCUGCGGGAGAAGGUGUCCGCGGUAACGCGUGGUCAGCCAACAACAAUGUGGAUAUCGCGAGCUUCGGUGAACUGAGGCAGGACGAUAGGCUGCAUCCCGGCCAACAACUGAACGUGGACUUCACCCGUCCCCCCAGACUCUACAACAGCGAUUUCCAAGUUCAGGACCACAAGCUGGACGGCGGCGUCUGGUUGUACACCAAGGAUAGCAACAGCAAUGUGGAUAGCACUGACUACUUCAGUACCGAAAGUCCAGGAAAGUCGACGACAGCCACCGGCUUCCAAAUGGCGCCCGGUGGUGAAAGACGUAAGUCUACGACUGAACCUGCUUCUAAAGACUCCGUUGAUGACCUGCAGAGGAGGCUGGACAACCUUAGAGGUUUUAACUUAUAAUAUUAGAUUUCCUUUUUUUAAUGUAAGGUCAUUUUGUUAAAGUUCUUUGUCAAAAAUGUACUCUAGUGGGUUAUCCGUCAGUUGCACAAAGCUCCAUUAAAGUUAAAGCUGCUUUAAAUCUAUUGCUGACACUUUUUAUCUUGUUGACAAAGAAAGAGUCAGCAAUAGAUUUAAUGAAGCUUUAACUUUAAUGAAGCUUUGUGCAACUGGCGGUCUGACAAAAACAAUCCUAUGUACUUUUUCCCGGGUUUAAGCUACCUCCACUCUUUUUAGCUUAAAUGGUUCAGCCAUUUUUGAGUUAUAAGUAGUGUUACUAACACGACUUUCUUUUAUAUACAUAGAAGAUAUAAGCAAACUCAGGCAUACAUACAAAUUGCAAAUAUACUAAAAAUUUUGACGGUUCAACAAAAGUAUUGAAUUUGACAAGUUUUUUUGACAAAGAAUUUUAAUAACAAUUUAUUUGUAAGGUCAUUAUGAAAUAAAAUAACCAACGUUUUAGAUAUAAUCAUGAAUCUGUGUAUUGUACAGUUAGUAUAAAAAAUAGACAGUUAAAUGCACGUAGACUCGCGUUUAUAUCGGGUGUGUCGUACCUAAUCACAUUAAAUUAAAUACGUUAAUAUACUGGUUAAUAUAUGUCGAUUAGCACGAAGAAAAAAAUAAAAUAUGCAAAAAAAAAUCUAACAAAAUAUAUAAAGAUGUGCGAAAAUAAGAACACCACAUAAAAGUCAGUCAUUACAAACAACUGAAAUUCUCCCUUGAAAACUGACAGCUGU